Alosa sapidissima (American shad) is the source of this 979-nucleotide messenger RNA. RefSeq names its product stonustoxin subunit beta-like. Lineage: Eukaryota; Metazoa; Chordata; Actinopteri; Clupeiformes; Clupeidae. Bases 1 to 636 code for a protein of 211 amino acids. The record is from RefSeq and is a predicted model, not a curated record. The transcript has 2 exons. Gene Ontology annotation, molecular function: protein binding.
AUGAGGGAGAGUUUCCACGUUACUGAUGUGCUCGAUCAGAAAUUUAGAGAUGCCUGUGAGCUCACACUGGACCCAAACACAGCUAACAGACAUGUCUCUCUCUCUAAGGGGAACAGAAAGGCGGAUUGGGUGCCUGAAACGCCGUAUCCUGACCAUCCAGAGAGAUUUGACUCCUGUGAACAGGUGCUGUGUAGAGAGGGUCUGUCUGGACGCUGCUACUGGGAGGCUGAGUGGAGUGAUGGUGGGGGUGAGAUAGCAGUGGCCUAUAAAAGCAUGCAGAGGAAAGGGGAGAGUGUUCUGAGCAGCUGGUUUGAACUUGAGAGUGGGACUGCUGACUGUGUGUUUGGACGUAAUGACAAGUCCUGGAGUCUAAAGUGCACUCAUAACAGUUACUCUGCCUGGCACAAUGAUAAGAAGACUGCCAUACCUGCCCCCUCCGACUCCAGCAGAGUAGGAGUGUACCUGGACUGGUCAGCAGGCACUCUGUCCUUCUACAGCGUGUCCUCUGACACACUCACCCACCUGCACACGUUCCACUCCACGUUCACUGAGCCCCUUUAUCCUGGGUUUGGGUUUGGAUUUGACUUUUGGUUUACGGAUUGUAACUUCUCAGUGUUCCUGUGCCAGGUCACAUGACCUCCUAACCCUGCAGAAACAACAAAGUCUGCCAAGAAGUCAUACUCUUGUUCAAAAACAAGAUGGAAAAUAUUGAUAUUGUAUAACAAAAACUGCACUAUGUAUGUUUAGAUGAAAUAUAUAGUUAGGAACAACAUUAUUCAUACACCUGCAAUAUAUUGAUGUUGAUUUUCACUUGACCAAUAUGUUUGUUGUUGAGAAAACCAACAUUAAAUCAAUAUUUGCCAGGGGUAUGGAUAAUUUUCUUCCUAACUGUAUUUGUGAUUAAUUUGGAAUUGUUUAAUAUGUUUAAUAAAACAUUGUGUUAUUCAUACAUUUAAUUAAAAUUAUGACAAGGAAUGGU